UAUAUUGUUUUACAGUAAGGGAAAAGGAGUACAAUCUUGUACAGGUUGCCACGAGGACUAUUCGGUGCAAUUAUGGAAGAAGUAAACCAGAAGAUUGACAUCGCCAGCUAUUUCGUCAAUGUCCUUGAAGGAGACGAUAACAUGUCGCCAGGUAUCGCUGCAAUCAAAACGCUGCUAAUGGUUCUAGAAACCACAAAAUUCGAUACUGUUCAGGAGCUAGAUUCAACCAUCCAGGCUGCGGUCAGUGCAAUGCGUAAAACGGACAAACCCAUAACGUCGGUCGUAUCAGGCACAGAGCUUUUCUCGCGGUUUAUCACGCUGGCCAAGUUCGACGACAAAACGAUGGACGAAGUACGAGAAAUCAUGCUGCGGCGGGGGAAAAUGUUUCUGGCCAAGCUGCUCGAGAGCAGAAACGUGAUUGGCAGGCAGGCCCUCGCGUUUAUCAACGACGGAUGCCGUAUCCUGACCCACGCACGAUCCCGAACCGUUCGGCAAGCACUGGUUAUGGCGGCUAAACAGAAAAAGCAAUUCCACGUGUUCAUCACCCACAGCUUCCCGGACAAUCAUGGCACGCAGAUGGCCGAAGAGCUGGAAAGGGCCGGCAUCGAAUGUACGCUUAUCCUGGAUUCUGCCAUUGGCUACAUCAUGGAAAUGGUCGACAUGGUGAUGGUAGGCGCUGAAGGUGUGGUGGAAAGCGGUGGCAUCAUUAACAGACUCGGGACGGUGACGAUGGCUAUUUGUGCAAAAGAACUGAAGAAACCGUUCUACACGCUAGUGGAGAGCUUCAAAUUCUGCCGUUUGUACCCUCUCAACCAGCGAGAUCUGUCGAACGAGUAUAAAUACAACGAGAAAAAUCUAAACGAUACGACUAAAGUACACCCGAUGGUAGACUACACGCCACCUGGGUUUAUUACGUUGCUUUUCACUGACCUCGGCAUUCUGGCACCGUCGGCUGUUAGCGAUGAGUUGAUCAAACUCUAUCUGUAA
Molecule: messenger RNA, 987 nt
Organism: Anopheles nili
Lineage: Eukaryota; Metazoa; Arthropoda; Insecta; Diptera; Culicidae
Gene: eIF2Balpha
Product: translation initiation factor eIF-2B subunit alpha
Exons: 6
Coding region: 73-987 (304 amino acids)
Biological process (GO): translational initiation
Cellular component (GO): eukaryotic translation initiation factor 2B complex
Molecular function (GO): translation initiation factor activity; guanyl-nucleotide exchange factor activity
Source: RefSeq, a predicted model, not a curated record